AGAACUACAACUCCAAACUGAAAGUGGUCCAUUCAUCAUUUUCUUGUUCGGAACUGGAUGAAUUUUAUCCAACUCGCGGUCCUCGAUUCCUUUUUCUUUAUUUCCCUGAACAGGAAUUUCUACAGACGGGUCUUCAUAUUGUGAGUUUAUGAAGCAAGUAGAUUUUUAUUCGUCCAGUACUCACUGAGUACUCAUACUAUAUUUAUAACGAUAUUAGCUCUCCCUACACCUACUUUUGAAGACUGACCUUGACCUAUUGUUCCUAUUGAUGCGGCUUAGCAUCGGUCUGGUAGUAUAGGUGUAAAAAAUCGAAUUUACAUUUCCUAGAUCUAGUGUAGCUGUUAUUUAUUUUCUGGGCGGAUAACGAUAAAUCAAAAUCGAUACGACCGUCGUAUAGAAAGUUACCUCGUCCAGAAGUUGCACUUAUCUCUUUGUCCGUGUGAAGUUGUUAGGGGUCACUAGCGCGGAAGCCUGUUGUUCUGUGAAGUAUAUUUCCGAUUUCGACGAAAAGAAUUUUCUAGAUUAGACAUUUUCAAACGCGCCUAUUCUUCUACUCAGGUUCAAAAAUCUUUAUCUUGUUUUCUGAGGUAUCCAUGGUUGUUCGUUCUGAACGAGCACGCAUUUGUCUUUAGAUUUAACGCGUAAAGGUAGUCUGUCUGUAUCUGUUGUCAUCUUUUCUAGUCGUAACCUCGAGUGUCAUUGUUUUCCAAAAUAUUGUAGCAAUUCGAAGUUCCAUCUGAUUUCAAAGACAAGCAAUUACAUCGUAUUUUGUUGCUGGGGACGAGUUAACGGCAAUAAUAGCAGCACGUAUUUUUGAACUUCUUAGGGUUUAGGCUGGGAGACAAGCUGAGUACCUUUGUACUUCUGCUUCUCUUUGUUUUACUUUUACUAAAUGUACAUUUAGACGACUACAAUUUCUGCUCAACUUACUGCAACCUGGGAGAUAAGUACAUUUUUUCAUUUUAUUCCAUCAGUUGUAAUUAGAAAUUCGAAAUCUAUCAAUGUCCACCAAUAACCUCGGCAUUCGCUUUUGAUUUUCAUUCUAAGACGACCGAAUAGUCGAACAGUCUAGAACAUUGUUUGUUUUAAUUCAUCGCGUUUGCGCUUGUUGAAGAAUUCAAAGCUCCCCUAGUGCAGAAUUUGUUUCCGUAAAAGUGAUAGAGACCACACUAUGGGCGGAGGUAGUGGGGGCCGCGGCGGCCGCGGUACUGGUGGUGGGGGCAUGGAUCGAGGCGAGAGAGACUGGUUGAAAAAAAAGCGCCAGCAACAGCAGCAGAGGGACGUCGAAUCUAAGACUCAACGAGAGAUUGACUUCUUCUGGGGUCUGCAAGAGGGCAACAAAAGAUACGACAAAGAACGCGGUGGUGCGCCGAGGAAAGGUAUCUAUGAUUAUCAUUUUCAUCAAGGACGAGGUUUUAGAUGCUAAAGUAAGACAGCUGUAAUUUGAAGCACUUAAUAGUAGGAGUAGGUCGUUACAUCAUUAACACCACCAGAGGACAGACAUUCUAGUCUAUUUUCUCUCGCAGCUCGUUUCCGACUUAUGUGCUUCUGCCUAGAUUUUCCAUGUGAUGUCAAUGUUUAUCAUUCUACAUCUGGGUUACAACUUUACACUUCAUAUCAUAUUAUUUUCAUCAAGGAUGGAAGCGACUCGAAGAAGAGGAGAAAGAACUCUUCGAAGAAAAGGCUGGUAUGGCUGCAGGAAUUGAUUUCGAGCACUACAAUGAAAUUACGGUCGAUAUCAAUGGAAAGGGCAUCGAUGACAUUCCUAUUUGCGAAAGCUAUGACCAGGUAUAAUCUUAUGUUCGUUUUCGUGUUUAUGUACAUCAAGAACUCGAUGAGCAUGAAUAUGUUCUUGAUGCUGGUUCAUUUCUCUACAUGCGGUACAUAGAACUUCUAUACCAGUAAGCAUCUCUUUCCUCGAAAGAGUUGCUAAGUGUCGGCGCUGACAUCAACAACAUCUCAGGUCAACGCAGAGUUUCGUCUUGCAACAUGGCUCGCAGACAAUAUUUGGCGAUGUCACUAUGUAAAGCCAACUCCGGUGCAGAAAUAUGCCAUCCCGACGGGCCUGAAGAAGUACAGCAAAUUUCUUAAGUAGAUCAAUAGAACUUGAACUUGAUGUUUUAAACUUCGACCUCACUACUAGACUACUGGUUGUACUCACUGUUCACAUUCAUUUGAGUAUUCGCGCCUCGUCUUCAUUUUCUUAUUUUCAAUUUCAAAGUUUUAUGAUAAAAGCUCGUCACGACCACGAUCAAGUGCGGUGUACGAUUCCGAUUAGGCGGUUCACCUUUUGUGCUUGCCUGUUCAAGAAUCCUGAUAUUCUUUUAUUAUAUAUAGGAUAUUCGAUCCACCAUGAUUUUCAACGACUCUUCCUCACGACCAGUUUUGAUAUGAUGGUGUGUGCGCAAACCGGUAGUGGAAAGACAGCAGCAUUCCUCAUUCCGAUUGCAAUGAGUAUGCGCGAAAAAGACGGUUGUGAAUAUGGUCGCGAAACUUGGCAAGGUCCAGCUUGUCCCCUCUCUCUGGUACUCGCACCGACACGCGAACUCUGUUCGCAAAUUUUCGAUGAAGCUCGAAAACUCUUCCACAAGAGCUACUUCAAGGUAAGGCUCGAAAUAAUCAUGUUUUUUCUUGUUGACAACAUGCACAAUUUUUUUGUUCGUGUUGUCUUCUCAACACAGACACCAUUAGCAGUACUCUUGCACUUGAAGUAAUUUUAGUUUUUUUUCGUGGAGAUCGAUCUUCAAGCAAGAAACAUAAGGUUAACUUUCUUUUUAUACAGGUUUCGCAAUGCUACGGAGGAGCGGAAGUGAAGCCGCAAUUGAAAGACUUGGCACGAGGGUGCGACGUCUUAGUUGCGACACCAGGUCGGCUCAUCGAUUUCAUCGACCGAGAACUAGUCUCGAUGGAGUAAGCGACAUUUUCCUGAAAAUUGAAAUUUAGUUUUCUCAUGAUUGUCGUUGUCCCUUGUCUGCCUUCGAUGAGAACACCAUGGCUGUGAAGUGAAUGAGCGUCAUUCGAUUGAUGUAUGUUAGUCUUAGUGAGUAAGAUGUUGCAUCUUUUCACGGACAGCAGAGAAAAUAUGUAGUAGACGCUUUGCGAUCUACAUUAAUCAGGUACAUUCAAUUUUUAACUUUGGACGAAGCGGAUCGCAUGCUGGAUAUGGGUUUUGAGCCUCAGAUCAGACAAAUAGUUGAGCAACGCGAGAUGCCAGGAAGAGAUAACCGACAGACACUCAUGUUCUCCGCUACUUUCCCGCGCGAAAUUCAACAAUUGGCAAGCUCCUUCCUGAAGCGAGAUUACAUCUGGAUUAGUGUUGGAAGGGUACUCGACUGCUUGUUUUCAAGGUGUCGAACAAAAGUAUGCGAUGUUGAAAAAAGACGAAGUAGACGUAUUACAAAGUGUAUUCCUGUUCGAAAAACACAGUCAGCAGUCGUGAUAACAAAAUCAUGCUUGUUUUCAAACGCAACUUGAUGAUUUAUCAUUAUGAUGAAACCAGGUGGGCGCUGCUGCUGACACUGUUGAGCAGCGUUUCAUCCCGAUCUACCCGGACAGGGGUCGUAUGGAUGGCGAUAAAUUGGGACCUCUUUAUGGUGAAUUGGAUGGUAUGGAACUCGGAGAAAAGGAAAAGGUGUUAGUAUUUGUUGGAAUGAAGAGGACUGCCGCGUGGCUCGCUGGCGAGCUCUACCGACGCGGACGCAUUGGCUGCGCCGAAAUUCACGGUACCCAAUUAUCAUGUUUCUUGUAACUCCUAAUCAAAUUCGAUUGAUUUCUCGAAGAAUAAGCAAGCGAGUUGAUAUCAUCCUGAAAUUUUAUGUACUAAAUAUCAGCAAAGAAGAACUAUGCUGAUCUUCCUGCUACACUUGCUUAGGGACUAGGACUACAACAGCAGAAGCUAUCAUACUGAUAGAUUACUUCUUGUUGAUUGAAAUCUUGAUAAACUCAAGCAAUCUGCUCGAUGUUGAUUCGGCAAGUCAAUCGGAGACAAAUGACAUGACGCACAAUCUGCUCUGUAAUCAGGUGACUUGACACAGUCUGAGCGUGAACGGGCAUUGCAAAAUUUCAAGACUGGGAGAACUCCAGUUUUGGUUGCUACUGAGGUUGCAGCAAGAGGUUUGGACAUUCCCAGGGUCACCAAAGUAAUCAACUUCGACCUUCCGUCACAGGUUGACGACUACGUCCACCGCAUCGGGCGGACAGGACGAGCCGGAAACAGAGGAACGGCUAUCUCUCUUUUCAACACCAGCGAUUGCAAGGUAGAAGAGAUAUGGUGGUGAUCUACCAUUUUUGAAAAUACUUAUGGGGACUCGUGGAGUAAAGACAAUGAUAUGAUUGUCUACAAUUUUCAGAUGUGUAGUUGUGAUCGUCCGUACUAAACUUCUAGCGCCUUGUACCUACUACUUGAGCUUGCAAUUGGGAUCAUUUACAUGGCUAUUUUCCAUACGACAAACAGAAUAACGAUUCCGAUUUGGCACCCGAGCUAUGCCAGCUCUUAGAUGAUGCAAGAGAAAGUGCAGAUACCAAGGGCGAAGAACAUCACUGGCAUGAUGUCCCGGAGUGGCUAGCCGACGAAGCCAGAAGAAGUAAAAACCGGAAUAAGUGGAAGGGCGGAGGCUUCGGAGGAAAGCGGUAUUAUUCCUUUUUCAUUAGACUACCUAGAGGACGCUUUGACAAGUACAUUGAUUGGUGUAGAUUAUUACCUUUCGUCAACAGCAAAAAAGCGAUCUCUGUUGGUUCAGCAUGAUGCGCAUAGAGAUUUAGGCGCCAUGUCCUUCUACAACAAUACCUCCUACAUAUUUUUGCUUUCUAGUAUUUAGAUCUGAAUUUUCUUCCUUUCUCCGACUGCAGUGGCGGCAGUCCGAAUCACCGUGGUGCUCGCGAUUUCCGUGGCGGCGGUAGACAGAUCAAACUUGGGGGAAACCGUGGCGGUGGAGACAAAGGCGGCAAAGGCAAGCGUCCGGCUUUCGGCGGCGGAGAUAGAGGCGGAAAAGGUGGUGGCUAUGGCGGCAGCAAAGGCGGCGACCGCGGCUAUGGUGGAGGCGAUCGCGGGUAUGGAAACGACGAUCGUGGCGGAUUCGGUGGUGCUCGCAGCAACGGCUUCGGAGCUGGUGGAAAACGAGCAGAUGACGAGUCGUGGUUCCAGAAGCGUGCUGCACUGUCCGGCAAUGGAUUCGAUAACUACGGCGGAGGCGGCGGGUAUUCAUCCAACUUUUUCCAAUCUGUUGUUUUACAUGUUCUUGCAUAGAUUUUUACAAGAAUUUCCAGAAAAAAAUGCGCAUAAUGGCUAACAAAAUGAUGAUGCAACCGUUGCACAUCGAUUAUUUUCAUUUUGGUUUCUUUUUCUUAGCGGAUGUAGUUUCACAUUGUAAUCACAACAGCUCGAAAGGAAUGGGCAAGAGCAAAGGAAAAUGA
Amoebophrya sp. A25 is the source of this 5412-nucleotide messenger RNA. The record is from the annotation of a GenBank genome assembly. Lineage: Eukaryota; Dinophyceae; Syndiniales; Amoebophryaceae.